CUUAGCCUAUUGUAAAUGCAUGACUGUGAAGUGUUUAAUUCUUACCUAAUAUCUUACCUAAAGACUGGCUAUUAGUGGAUUCACUGGAGCUAAAUACUCCCAGUGGAGAUGUGUGAAAUAGGGCUGCAAAAACAAGCUCCCUUUCUCUUUUUAUGAAUGAAUGCCGAGUCCACGUGACUCAGCAAACCAAUGAGCAGCUCAUACCUGCACCGUGUGCAGCUCUGCAGCAACAAGAGGUCACUACACUUCAAAAACGUGGAGGAGAGAGCAGCAACAGCAGCCUGACAGACAAGCCUGCAGCAGCAGCAGCAGCAGCAGCAGUCACAGGCCUUUCAUACGCACAUACAACAGAGAGAGAGAGAGACGCGCUUUCACACAAUGCCGCUGAAAAACGGCAACACCGUGGGCGUGGAGAGACGCAUGGAUCUGGCCUCACUCUUCUGCAUGAUCGGCCGCCACGGUCCCGCCGUGGCUCUGGCUGUGAUCGCAAUGAUGUCCGUGCUGGUGGGAUUCAUCAUCUACCGGAACGUGAGGGGGAAGCGGAGGAAGAAGGCCACGGAGGAGCAGGCAGCCGCAGACGGUGACGGAGACGGAGAGAGCACCGGAGAGGAGGAGAGAGACGCACCGGUGGAGUCAACAGACGUCAGUGAUGAAGGCUCAUCAGAGGUGAACAAGGAUGUGGAUCUGCUUCAGAGUGAUCUCAAAAUCAGGCACCGUCGUGCUGCUGCUGCUGCUGAGAAGACACCUCCACGUUAUUCCCCUCCUAAGAGGAACAUCCGAGUACAAAACAACAAGGACCCCACUUCAGAUGACUCUUACGAAGGGGCAGAGACGUAUGCAGAAAAGGCCAAUCAGAGCCUGCAAAGUGAUACUUGCACAGAGGCUGAAAUGGUGCUGGAGGAUGCUGUCGAUUGCCACCGAGGCGAAACAGAUGACGCGGUUAAGGACGUGUUGGAAGAGUUCCAUGCUAAUGAUGGCUGCUUGAAGGAGCCUGAGCCGAUUAAUGAUGAGAAGCAUGAGGAGGCAGAGAAGGUGUUAAAAGCAGAAUGCCAGGAGGAAGAGGAUGUGACCACAGACGAGGAUGUAUCUGACAAGACAACCAGAGAAGAGGAGGACAACUUUCAGUGUGCUUUGAACAAUCCGGUGUGCUUUGAACAAACCCCUCAUAUGAGUGAAAACAGUGAUGAUGACAGACUGCAAGAUGAUAAAACCACAAACCACAUGGAGUCCAACUCGGAAGAGCCUGUCAUACAUGUAAAAGAUGUACCCCUUCCUUGCGUCUGUUAUGGCAAAGACGAGGAGUUUGAGGAAGACGAUCCAGAUAGUAUUGAUUACAGUAGUUUCUCUGCCAGUAAUCCCCUCUCUCCAGAGGAGGAAAAGAAAAAUGAGAGUGAGGAGGCAGAGGAGGAGUGUUUCGACCACCAGCUCAUUGGUCAGCAAGCUAAGAUCUGGUCCUCAACAUCUGAACAAGAAACAGACAUGACAUCUACGCAGCAGGAGCAGUGUGAUCAUGUGACGGACAAGGUGACGGCGCUUAUUCGGGAUUGUGAUUGGGAUGAAGAUGGUGGUCUAGCUGGUGAAGAAGAUCUAGAUGAAGACCACUUGAACAAACUUACGGCUGUCAAAUUUGACUCGCCACAGUCCGACGAGCAAGACGUGGUGAUCGAACAAAGGGAGGAAAACGAUCUUAGGUGUGAUCAAGACGAUGGCGUUCUUUACGAUGGUGCUGAUCAAGUGAAAGAGAAAAUGCUGACUGGUGACAACAUUGUUGCCUGUAGUGAAGAAUGUGACAGCUCAAGUGUGGCACUCAGCCCUGCUCUGUCCUGUGACCUGAGCUCGCCCGUGAAGGUUGAUAACCACGAUGACGGUCUAUCAGGUAUCUCAGGCAUUGCAGAUUUCGCUGACUUGACAUUGAAUUGUCAAAACCCGCAGAAAAAAGAUAAAACAGAUCCAUCCCCACAUGAAGACACCGAUUUUACCAUUCUUGGCCCUGAAAUGCCAUUACAUGAGACAGAAAAUCAGCCUGAAAACAAUGGAAAUGGCACAACCGAUGUGUUGGCUGAUGAACUCAAUGACCAAGUGUGUGACCCUUGCGAACCUUGCUACAAAGACCAACAAAGCGCCCAAACGAAAAGAAAUGAAGCUUUUGACAAGGCAACUGUCGCCGCUGUUCCUGAUAUAGUUGCUUGUGAUGGUGAAUACAUUACUACCCUUAUAAUGGCUGAAGUGUCUGACAAAGCAAGUGUUGCUGCUGAUCCUGAUACAGUUGAAAACAUACCGUCUGUAAUUGUUGAAGAAAUAUCUUUUCCUCAUCUGACAUCCAUGUGCCAAGACCAACAAAUUGACCAUGUGGAAAAAAAUGAAACUUUUGACGAGUCAAAGGUUAAUUCUGCAAUUGAUGCUACUUGCAAUAAUGCUAGCCUCACUUCACCUAUUAUGUCUGAAGAACUAUCUCAUCCUGACAUGUCUUCCUCCCAAGACCAACAAAGUGGCCAAGCAGAACAUAUUCCUGACGUUACCACUGGUGCUGCUCCUGUCAUGAUUGAGGACAGUAAUCCUACCAUGUGUCAAAUUCUCUUGCCGUCUUUCGAGCAAUUUGAGCUGUGGGAAAAUAACAAAUCAUCUGCUGGUGUUGGUGAAGAGAGCGGAAUUUCAAGCAUGACCGUCAGCCCCGACGCUUGUGAUGAGUUUGACGUGAUCUUUGAAAAUAUGGUGCUUCCGGUGAUGGAAUGUGAUCUACAGUCUGAGGGACAGACAGAGGCUCAACACCGCCUCUUUGCUGAUGAUACAGCCAUAUCCUUCAUUAACGAGGAUACAGCAGGUAUGGAGUUCAGGCCUUACCCAUCGCAUCGCUCCCAGCCACCAAACAGUCAGCGCACUUGGGAUAAUUAUGAAUCAUUUGCAGCCAACGAGGACAUGUUUGGCCAUGAGAUUGAGGAUAGUUACCACAGAGCGAUGGAUCAGUUUGCGGCACAGAUUGCACAUAGUGUUACUAGCUUCAGCGAUGAGCUGGAAAAGCAGUCAGACGUGAAAGUUGUCGUAGAGGCUGUUGAGUUUAAAAAGAAGGCAGGAGUAAGUAUUGAAAAGAAAAAUGAAACACAAGCAGAGAAGGAGAAAGAAGAGGACUAUGAAAAGACUGAAAUCAGUAUUAUGGAGGCAACUAUGGACCAUAAUGAAUGGAUCAUGGAUAGUAACUACCAAGCCCUUCCCUGGAUGAAUUAUUCUGCCACAUCUUUUGCCCAAGACCAUACAAAAACCAACCAGCUUCCCACUGAAGAGUGCCAAUACAGCUCUGCUGUAACAGACACCACUUGUAUAGGUACAACAGAUAUAUCACCUUCCACUGAAGUCGAACAAACCAGCACUCUCUCCCUUGUCGACGAAAGCACGGAAAAUAAAAAGCUUGUUGCAGUGCAGCCAAUGCCCCAGAAUGUCAAUGUGACCUUCCGCAUCCAUUAUUUCACUCAAUCGCCAUACCAGACGGUGGCUGUCACAGGGAACCAGCAGGAGCUGGGAAACUGGAAGGGAUUCGUCCCGCUAGAGAGAGCCAAGGACGGGCACUGGGCCGUGGUGGUAAGCCUGCCCACUGAGAGCCUCGUGGAGUGGAAGUUUGUGUUGGUGGACAAAGGCGAGGUGUGUCGCUGGGAGGAAUGUGGCAACCGGCUACUUGAUACGGGCUAUGGAGACGAUCUGCUGGUGCACAAAUGGUGGGGACGUUUGUAAGAGGUGAGGUGUGAGGAAAAUUGGGAGGGGCAAGUUUUGGUAUUGGAUACUGAACCAGACAGAAGUAAAGUUUAUUUGUACAGCCCGUCACAACACCCACAUGAUGAUACAGUAGAUUCAAAUGACACCUAAUACACAUUUAUACUGUAUCACAUCAUAAAUACAUCCUAGUAAGCAUUUAUUUGGUAAAUUUGGGGGUCAUCAAGAGGUCUACUGUGUAGGUUAAAACUGGGAUACAUUUGUUUUUCAGAUGUCAACCAUGUCACCAUUGUUAUGGUUUUACAACUUAAUUUUAACUAUAUUUAGCCCAGACAGCGAGACAUACUUUGACCUGCAAAUUUCCAACACCAUGAUCACUGGGAUAAAACAGUCGUCUAUGGGACUAUUCUUAGAGGAUUGCCCUCUAACAGCUAGUGAUUAAGUCGAUCAUUCAGGGAACUGAAAAGAAUGCCAUCAAAAGACAGAAGCAUUACAUAAAACGUCUUCCUUUUUUUCUGUGGCAGUAUCUGUAAUUAUGCAAAUUGCAACUCUUUAAAUAGGGUGACCUAAUGCAAGUGUUUAAUUGGUGUAAACGAAGACUUUAUUAUACUGUCCGUAUGCUGCUUAAAUACUCAAAAAUCUAUGAGAAUAAAUGCACAUAGUUCACUUUUACUACAGCAAUAAUGAAAGCAAUACAUGUAUAUUGUAUACUGUAUGACUGGUGUUAUAUCAGGUAUUCUAAUGUGUUUACCACUAAACUGUGAUAUAGUUGUAACUUUGAUGCUGCUUUUAUCUCGUGGGACUGUGUGCAUGCAAAAUGGUCCCAUUGUUGUUCUAUGAAUGUGCCUUUUAAAAAAAAUUUUCUAUUAAAGUGUUACAUCAAAACAGUGUGGAUUUUCUUUUUAAUACAGCUUUGCUGGCCAUCAUUUUCUUUGUUUCACUACAACUUUUAACUGAAUUACUUAUUAUAUUCUGUACUUUCUCUCAAACUGUCACUUUUUUGUCAAGGUUCAGUUCUUAAAUCAGUAUAGACUAUACUCUCUAUAUCUCAGAUUGUGUUAGAGUAUCCUGUUAUGCAAUACUGUGAUGAUAAUGCUACUCUUGAAUGUCAUUAAGGUGGAGUUGGUUACCAAAUAAACAAAUCUUCCAAGUCUGUCA
This is a messenger RNA of Sebastes umbrosus (honeycomb rockfish), 4860 nucleotides long. It is a transcript of the gene stbd1, whose product is annotated as starch binding domain 1. Gene Ontology annotation, molecular function: starch binding; glycogen binding. The record is from RefSeq and is a predicted model, not a curated record. The transcript has 3 exons. Bases 379 to 3723 code for a protein of 1114 amino acids. Gene Ontology annotation, cellular component: membrane. Lineage: Eukaryota; Metazoa; Chordata; Actinopteri; Perciformes; Sebastidae.